Messenger RNA from Trachymyrmex septentrionalis, 2641 nucleotides. Its product is annotated as 2-phosphoxylose phosphatase 1. Gene Ontology annotation, molecular function: phosphatase activity. NCBI's taxonomy places the organism in Eukaryota, Metazoa, Arthropoda, Insecta, Hymenoptera, Formicidae. The transcript has 4 exons. The record is from RefSeq and is a predicted model, not a curated record. The coding region runs from base 332 to 1882 and encodes 516 amino acids. Gene Ontology annotation, biological process: dephosphorylation.
UGUCAGGACCGGCAGUUCUAUCUCGGGCAUACGCGCCGCAGGGAAGUCGGCGAUUCUCCCCGUCCUCCUCGUCCUCGUUAUCGUCGUCGCCGAUUGUCCGAUCGGGCGCAAUCUCUUGUCGCAGGACCAUCGACGAAUAUGCGGAAAGUGUGGUCGACGGGCGUCUGAAGAUGCAGCCUCGAUCGGCCCCUUCGUGCGGGACGGAAAUCAAGUCGCGUUCUCGUCCUCGCGCCGCUCCACGUUAUCGUCGUCGUCGUCGUCGUGACGUCGGGACGCCGUUACCGCUCGCUGGUCUGCGAAUCGGUCCCUUGGGACCAGAAACCGCCGAGGGAUGCUCGCGGAAAUGGUCCGGCUCUCCUAUCAGCACAGGGCGUUCUAUUGCUACGUGAUUCUGAGCGUGUGGAUCUUCCUGCUGGUCGCUGGUAUGUAUAAAUAUAUCGGCGUAGAUGAUAAAACCUCGAUGCAAACGAGAGUCCCAAACAAUGAUUUGUCGCUACGAGAAUUCCCAAGGAACUUAAAAUCAGAUGCGAAAACGAAGAAGAUCUUUCGUUUCUGCAAUCUGCCGCACGAGAUAGCUGCAGACACCGAAGGGAAGCUCGAUGGCAAUUUGACGUUGAGCGGCAUCCUGAUCUUCAUCCGCCACGGUGACCGGGGUCCUCUGACGCACAUACGGAACAUAAGCAGCAUCAAUUGCGGGGGUGAACUCGGCACUGUGACCGAGCUCGAGACGAUCUACGAGAACUACGUGAGCUUCGUGCAGAACGCGUCGAGCUACUCUCGGGCCGCCUGGGCCCAGUUCCUGGGUCCGUUCCACGGUCUCCCCGUGUUGCCGGCGAACGCACGCGACUGUAGAAUCGGUCAGCUCACCACCCUCGGCAUCCUGCAGCUGUUGAAGACCGGGAUCGCGCUGAGGAACGCGUACUACCACCGGCUCAAUCUCGGCAAUGGCACCUCCUUCGGCAAGGAUGUUAUCGUUUACAGCACUUCCUACCGCAGGACCGUACAGAGCGCGGUCGCGUUAUUGUACGCACUCUUCGAGAACGACGGCUUCCACAGUCUGGCGAGGAUCAGCCUACAGGAGAGCCAGAGCUAUGCGUUCUGCAGCAAUGAGUGCGCCUGUCCUGCCGCCGAGAAGUUUCUGAAACAGCACUUGAAGGAGACCUCCAACCAUCUGAAAUCCCAUCCGGCCGUCGGGGAGCUGAUCAAGCAGGCGGCGAGCGCCGUCUUCGAGCUUCCGGAUCAAGCGCAGACGUGCGAUCCGAACACCCUGAGGGAUGCCCUGUUAACGUACGUGUGCCACGGCGCUUCGCUGCCGUGCGCGGACCUCGACACCCAGCGCACGUGCGUGAAAAGCGAUCAGGUUACCGGAUUGUUCGCUUACACGGAUUGGGAAUCGAAGCAGGUCGCCAAGAGUAGCAGCCGCAACAAAUACGGGCUGCUGAAGGCCUACGGGAUGCUGCGUGGCAUCGUCACCUUCUUGCUGCGCAUCAUCUCUGAGGCCAGGCCCAAGAUCGUCCUCUAUUCCGGCCACGACAAGACCUUAGAAUACCUCGCCACCGCCCUCGGCAUAGUCUCCGACGUGGCGACCCACUACGCUUCGCGGCUCGUCAUCGAGGUCUACAAGAUCAAUCCGCGGAACGACAAUCGCCUCGCUAGCGAUUUCUACUUCCGCAUCGUCGCCAACGGCCGAGACCUCACACCGAAGGUCCCGUUCUGUAGGAACGCGAAUACCUACGUCAGCGACGACGGGGAAUUUAUGAGCAAGAAGAGCGUCAAGCUGUGCCCGAUAGAGAAUAUCGUUAGGCAACUCCAUGACGAUUACUUCGUGCCGUUCAACGCGACGAACUUUAAAGACGCAUGUUCGAGUCAUAAGAUUCGCUAGAAUUAAUGGGCAUACUCUAGUUCGUGAAACAAGAUCGAUCUGAUAGGAAAAUAGGCGAGUUAAAAGGAACGAGAGAGACAGACUCAUCUUCGGUGAUAGUAAAAAUAUUUUAUCCUUGAAAUUAGAACUUCAAGACUGUAGCACUUUUUUAGAUUCUCUUUUAUCUCUUUUUAUCCUGAAUAUAAUGGUUGAACCACUAUAUUCGUAAACAGUAAAUACGACGAGACAAAAAUCGCUUUAACACAGUCUAACUUUAGAUAAGGGGUACCAUAAUAUUCUCUUAAAAAUGGCAAAUAGCUUCGUCCCAGAAUAAAAAUAGAGAGAAGUGAUGAAAAGCAGAGAAGCGUUUAACACAUAAAGCCCAGUCUCUCAUUAUAGAGAUGAGAAGUUUGACUUCCUAAGGAUGAAUUCUUACCAAUUCUUUUUAAUUCACCUACUUCUCGUAUGACAGAUAGAUAUAUCAAGCGGAUCUCGAACAAGUUUCCAACUUGCACUCUAUGCAUUAUAGAUAACUAAGCUGAUGUGAAAGUAAUUAUUAAUACCAACGUUCGAAAUACAUCUGCGGAUGUAUAAGCUAAUCUUUCAAUUUUCCUAAACAAAUUUCUCUUGCGCGGCGUAAAUCGCUUUAACCGCGUAAAUGCUAUUUUCCCACUUGAGAAAGUAUUUUGAUUCUAUUGCGAAUAAUCAGAUAUAUAAGAUUGUUCAUUUGACAUUCGGGACAAGCUGUGUUUCAAAUUUUUUUACAUCUCGUUAUAUCGA